This is a messenger RNA of Thrips palmi, 1107 nucleotides long. RefSeq lists its product as uncharacterized. Bases 26 to 1048 code for a protein of 340 amino acids. Lineage: Eukaryota; Metazoa; Arthropoda; Insecta; Thysanoptera; Thripidae. The transcript has 7 exons. The record is from RefSeq and is a predicted model, not a curated record.
GGAUCAAUCAGCUCCCAGAGAACGGAUGUCUAGUCAGGCUGAGACUGCAUCUGAUGCCAGUAAUUCUGAUGACUCACCCUCGUGUGUUCCCUCGGAGCCUUUGAUCAUUAGUGAGGACCAGGGAUCUCUUGACAUAGAACGUAAUGGUUCCUUUGAUGAUAAUGAUGAUGAUACUGAUUUUGAGGAUGCUCCAAAAGUCGCUUUUACCAUGGGGAAUAGCAAGAACUGUGGCGCUGUUUACCUCCCUAAUAAGAAUAAGCCUGAUGAUAUUGACGAAGGAAAACUCAGUACCAGUGGCAAGACUACAAACACCAAGAGAGCACCUCCAAACAGGCCAGCUGCUGUGUCUAAGAAGCCAGUUCGUGCUAAGAAAGCAGCCCCCGCUCCUCCUUCAAAGAAAGCAGUUGUGCCUGCCAAAAAAGGAAAGGCAUCAGAAUCAGAGGUUGACUCCUUGAGGGAGAAGGCCAAUGCUUACUACGCAUCUAAAGUACCUGCAAUUCCUGAAGGGUCUGGCCCCAGGAUAUCUCAGCGUAAGAAGACUAGCAGGUCCAAGGUGGUGAUUGAUGAAGAUAGUUCUGAUGAGUCGGAUGAUGAGGACAUAAGCAUGCGUUGUUCACGUCAGCUAGUUAAUGCUUACCAAAGAGCAAACACCUCUGAGGAUGCUGAUGAUGAGCUACGUUGUCUUAAGCGGGCAAAAGUUUUGUUGCCAAAUGGCUUUAAACAAUUACCUCCCUUGUUCUCAAGACAUGGCGAAGAGCUGUCAAAGCUUUUUAAUCAAGAAUCAGCUGAUGACUGCACUGACAACAAGGACAAUGCUGAAACCAAUGAUGACAACAACUCUCCUGGACAGGGUAACCCGGAAGACCCAUGCCCUGUUUGUCUAGAAAAGGUUCACCGUAAACGUUAUCAAUGCGAAGAAUGCCUUGUGUUCAUGUGCUGGUUUUGUCUUGCGGAAUGGCUGAAAGUAGCGACAACUUGCCCCCAUUGCAGGGACGAAAAAGACAUCAUUAUUGUCCCUAGUGACUUAGAUUCUUCUGAUGAAGAGUGAUUUCAUUAGAACUAACUGUGUUCAUUUUUAUCCUUUGUUCAUUUUUUUUUGUGAUUGAU